This is a messenger RNA of Ictalurus furcatus (blue catfish), 782 nucleotides long. RefSeq names its product low choriolytic enzyme-like. The coding region runs from base 268 to 756 and encodes 162 amino acids. NCBI's taxonomy places the organism in Eukaryota, Metazoa, Chordata, Actinopteri, Siluriformes, Ictaluridae. Gene Ontology annotation, biological process: proteolysis. The record is from RefSeq and is a predicted model, not a curated record. The transcript is spliced from 5 exons. Gene Ontology annotation, molecular function: metalloendopeptidase activity.
UCUACGCCAUCAAACUCUUUCCAAACUCCUUCCGCCUUACAAUUUUUAAUUCUUUUAUUAUUAAGUAUUCUUAAUUAAGUUUAUUAAGAGAGAAUGCUGAGUGCUCGCUCUCGUUACAGGACCUGUACCGCCAUGUUUGUGUGUAAGGUGAUCGUGAGUGUACUCGCUCUGCUGCUGUGGUCUGUCAGAGCUCACGACGAGCUGUCGAGGACCCGUUAGCUGAGCGUUCUGUGGGAGAGCUGAUCGAGAGAGCGAACACCAACAUCUAUGCUACUCCUAUGUUGGACGUCUUGGGAAGCCCGAAGCGGCUGCGUCUACCACAAGACCAUCCGGCACGAGCUUCUUCACGCCCUGGGCUUCAACCACGAACAAACCCGCAGUGACCGUGACAGCUACAUCCGUGUCGGCUGGGAGAACAUUCAGAGCGGCAUGGAGCACAACUUCAACAAGAUCGCCACCCUGAACCAGGGAACUCCUUACGACUACAACUCUGUCAUGCAGUACCACAGAACUGCUUUCUCUAAGAACGGCCUGCCCACCAUGAUCCCCAUCCCGAACGCCAACGUGUCCUUCGGCCAGGCCACCCAGAUGAGCCAAAACGACAUUGCCAGACUCAACAGACUCAAUUUCCGGUCCAUUUCCUGGUGGUCCCUCUCAAAGAAUAUAACAGAGCGAGGUCUUUCAAUUAAUAAUAAUAAUAAUAAUAAUAAAAUCCAUGACUUCACUCAAACUGGACUCAUUUCUUUUUUCCUAUGAGUCACUUCUCAGAAGCAGACGUCACG